AUGCUUUUUUCAACAAUAAAAGAUACUUAUGCCGAGUCGGAUUUGUUAGUUAUUCCGGUUAAUAUACGAUUUGGUUUCUUUCUGAGUUCGGACAUUCUUUCGGUUUUAUGCUCUUUAUUUGUUCAAUAUCAUCUUUUAACUGAUCGAAUACUUCGUCAAGCUUUGAAUAAUCAUGCAAUUAUUGUUCUUCUUUGUUUUGUUUUAACUUAUGAAUUAACAACAGUUCCCUUGAUGCUUUAUUAUUAUCAUGUUGGUGACGAGUGGAUAAUCUCUGCUGGCUUUUCUCAUUUCUGGACAUUUAUUGACUAUUUAAGUUUUACUGUACAAUUAACAGGCUUUGCUUGGACUUCAAUUGAACGACAUAUUCUUAUAUUCCAUAAUCAAUGGGUACAUACAAAAAUAAAACGAUUUCUAAUUCAUUAUUUGCCUUUAUUAGCACUUAUAAUCUAUUGUUUUGUUUACCACUUUGCAUUUAUUCUCUUUCCAUCUUGUGAAACAUCAAUUAUAAUGUCUCCAUUCAACGGUGUACCUAUUCCUUGCAUAUUAUUUGAACCAUUUUUUAUUAAAUACGAUGCAAUUCUUCAUCAAAUAAUACCAACGUUUGUUAUUGGUAUAUCAACUGUGGCUUUAUUUCUUCGAGUACAUCAUCAAAAGGCUCGUUUUAAUCGAUCAAUUCAAUGGCGAAAAGAACGAAAAAUAAUUAUUCAGUCUUUAUCGAUUUCGCUUCUUUAUCUUUCAUUCAUGAGUCCAAGAAUGGCGUCACAAUGUUGUGUUCUAUUAGGUUUUACCACAAAGGGUGUAAUGACACUUUACUUUAAUGGGGCAUUCUUGGCAAUUUAUACUGUUUUUCUUUUUCCGUUUGUUUGCUGUGUAUGGAUUCCGGAAAUUGGAAAGAAAAUGAAUGGUUUGUUUUUAUGUGAACGAAAACGACGAAGAGUCAUUGUUCCUGCGCUAUCAAUACAAUUCCCUAAAAAACAACGAAAUAAAUUAUAA
This is a messenger RNA of Adineta ricciae, 993 nucleotides long. The record is from the annotation of a GenBank genome assembly. NCBI's taxonomy places the organism in Eukaryota, Metazoa, Rotifera, Eurotatoria, Adinetida, Adinetidae.